AAUUGUCUGGGCUUCAUUCUGACUAGGGGGAUCGUCAUUCUGAGGUCUAGUUCGUCGGGAAUCGCUGCUGGACAGAAGGUGUACGAAUCUGUUUUUGGGUAUCUCUCAACCUCUCUUUGUCUUGCUCUUGUUCUUGUUAUCCACCAUGUUGGUGAGAGCUAUUGUGGUUGAUUGUUGAUCCAAGAAGGGUGUUCUUGAGGUGUUUGUAAUCCUCUAGCUAGUCUAGAGAGGACUUGUAAUCCCACCAAAGUCUAGUGGAGUUGUGGCUUGGACAAAGGUCCCGUGGUU
Messenger RNA from Linum tenue, 288 nucleotides. NCBI's taxonomy places the organism in Eukaryota, Viridiplantae, Streptophyta, Magnoliopsida, Malpighiales, Linaceae. The record is from the annotation of a GenBank genome assembly.